GCUCUCCCUCUUCUUCUCUUUGAGGAGACUUAUUCAUUUGUUUGUUUCAAUCGAUAUGAUUUUGCAGCCUCUUCUUCAAGCAAAGAAAUGGAGAUUUCUUUGAUAGGACUUCAAAAUGCAGGAAAGACAUCACUUGUAAAUGUUGUUGCAACUGAUGAAUACAGUGAAGACAUGAUUCCUACGGUCGGGUUUAACAUGAGGAAAGUGACAAAAGAAAAUGUUGCAAUCAGGCUAUGGGAUCUUGGUGGUCAACCAAGAUUCCGCUUCAUGUGGGUACGUUACUGUCGCGCUGUUUCUGUGAUUGUGUAUUAUUGCUCGGCUUAUUCACAAUCAGAUCCUGACAACUUAAGUGUCUCGAGAAGUGAACUCCAUGAUUUGUUGAGCAAGACUUCGCUUAACGGUAUCCCUCUUAUGGUUCUUGGGAACAAGAUUGACAAACCUGGAGCUCUGUCCAAAGAAGCCUUGACAGAAGAAAUGGGGCUUAGUUCGCUUACAGAUAGAGAAGUCUGCUGUUUCAUGAUAUCCUGCAAGAACCCUACCACCAUUGAUCAGGUCAUUGAUUGGGUCGUAAACCACUCAAAAUCAAAGAACUAAACUUCACCAAGAACAUAUAUUCUCUCUUCUUAGUCUUCCAAUGUUGUCUGGUUGAUGCUGAUGAUGAUUGUAUUAUUGAAGACAACUUUCGUGUGAAACAAGAGUUUGUCUUUGUUUUCCAGCUGUCUCUGCUGCUGGUCUGGUCUGGUCUUGUCUUUUGUGUAUUAGAUGUGGGUUGUUUUCUAUUAAGGCUUUGCAAAUUUAGAAACACACAAAAACAUAAGUAGCUCGCUCAACUUUCAACUUCUAAAAUUCCAAGGAAAGGG
Messenger RNA from Arabidopsis lyrata subsp. lyrata, 860 nucleotides. Its product is annotated as ADP-ribosylation factor-like protein 8a. Gene Ontology annotation, molecular function: GTPase activity; GTP binding. The transcript is spliced from 5 exons. The coding region runs from base 88 to 594 and encodes 168 amino acids. The record is from RefSeq and is a predicted model, not a curated record. NCBI's taxonomy places the organism in Eukaryota, Viridiplantae, Streptophyta, Magnoliopsida, Brassicales, Brassicaceae. Gene Ontology annotation, biological process: protein transport.